AACACCCUACGUCACCGGACUCCUUCAGUCUAGUUAGUCAGGAAGUAACAUGGUUGAUCAUGCCGCUAAGCGUUGAUUUUCUCAACCGAUUUGUUUUGGACAAAAUUGUAGAUGUGAUAGAUGAACUGGAGAAAGACCAUCAUUACGGCUCAUCGGUCAAAAACAUCUCAUCGCACUUCAUCUUGAAAUAUGAAACACGACUGGACGAGUUCUGCCUAGGCGAUAUCGAGGCAUCGGUCAUUAGGGCACUGCAUAUCAAGAUUGUUCAGAACAGUCUCCGUCUGAAUGAGUACGGACGUUUCGAGAGAAACAACAUUGAGAUCUGAGGUCUACCACACUGACCCAGCCAAACUGAGUGACCCACAGCCUAGCAAGUUCAAGGUCAGAUGUAUGGUUCGCAAUGAUGACCCCAUGGAUGUCAGUUCUGCUGGCUUCUGUCCUACAAGUGACUUGGCUAAAGUUCAACAGAUUGUCUGCACUGCUAUCGCUGAGGCCUGGGCUACACUCUACCAGUUUUUAUCUCCUAUUUGCCAAGAUUUCAUCCAGUGGCAGGUGAGCACUUGGACACUCCUAAAAAAUUUGGCUAGCGUCUAAGAGGAAAUUGUUUGGGACUCUUCUGUCUCUGUUGUGUGUUAACAAUUGCUUGCAGAAACCUUCGUUAAGAGAGAAAUCUAGUUUGAUGAGUGGUGUCCAUCUAGUUUGAUGAGUGGUGUCCAUCUAGUUUCACGGGCAGCUCUGUAGAGAAAGAAGAAAUGAAUAGUGACUGAUGUCCAAGUUGAGGUCAUGUUUUAAAGAAGGGUUGAUUAGCCACUGAUGCUGUUAAAUACUUGAGUACAGACCAUGAGCAAGCUCAAAUGAUUGAUAUUUGUAUUUUGCCACUUAAAAGAAAUAUAAAUUGAAAAUAUACGAAUGCGAAAUUUCAUGUAAAUGUUUACAAAUUCUUAAACAAUGAAUAAAAAAGUUAAGCGGAAUAAUU
Molecule: messenger RNA, 976 nt
Organism: Biomphalaria glabrata
Lineage: Eukaryota; Metazoa; Mollusca; Gastropoda; Planorbidae
Exons: 4
Coding region: 286-594 (102 amino acids)
Source: RefSeq, a predicted model, not a curated record